UAGGGUUCUUAGCAAAUGUUCUCUUGUGGCGUAGGCGCGGCCAAGGCGCCCGGCUGGAGGAGGCUCGAUCGGUGCUCGUCCGCGCGUAAUCCGAGGCGUGCUGGUAAGAUUCUAGCUGUAGCGCACCAGCAGACGCGGGGGAUCGGAGGUUUGCUCCGGGCAUUUCACGAUGCCCCGGAUCGUCACGGCCGGAGCUCGUGUAGGAAUAUAGGGAAGAACAGAUGGGAUGAGUCGAGAAGGAAGAUCGAGAUUGCGCUCGAUUUGGAGCAUUUCAGUGGUGGUGACGGUAAUGGAGGGUUUAAGAAUUUUGGGAAUGGAGGAGAUGGGGAUAGUAGUGACAACGAUGGUGGCAAGGAUCCAAAGGACUGGAUCAAGCUCUUGAGAUAUUUGUGUUGUGCGGCACUGGGGGUUUGCGUUCUCGUACACAGUAGUAAUGGCAGCAGUCAGGCUCUAACGCAUGAAGCUGGUAGAAUCAGUGACGAUGCUAUCUGGAAAGUGAAGGAUGGGAAAUGGACGAGAUAUAUCGUUGAUGAGGCUAGCAUGGCGCUGGUUGUGGACGUCACGAAGAUGAGCGAAGACGAAGCCAUGGCUUACGAGCAGGAGUGCCUGGAAAGAGAGAAGAACAGCAAAGGCAAAUCUUCUCCUUCAACUGACAAAGCUGGCGCCGUGAGCACGGGAAGAUCUCGCAAGCUGGGAGUUGACGAGAUUGUCAGCUGGUGUUUGGAUGCUCUCAAGACAACGAUGCUUCCCAUAGGAUACCCGAAGACUGUGAGUGAUGACUACACGGAGUACACUUUGUGGAGGAUGGGACAGAUCAUAGCGAGCCAAAUAAGUGGAGUCCUGACUACGCAGGCUUUGCUUUACGCAGUUGGACUAGGAAAAGGUGCCAUUCCCACGGCAGCCGCAAUCAAUUGGGUUCUCAAGGACGGCAUUGGAUACCUUAGUAAGAUCGUGCUCUCAAAGUAUGGUCGUCACUUCGACGUCCAUCCAAAGGGUUGGAGGUUAUUAUCGGACUUGAUUGAAGAUGGUGCAUGUGGUUUGGAGCUGCUUACUCCGACGUUUCCACAUCUCUUUGUUCCUCUUACCGCGGUUGCUGGAGCUGGGAAGUCCGCUGCUGGUUUGAUUCAGGCGGCAACAAGGAGCUGUUUCUACGCUGGUUUUGCAACUCAAAACAACUUUGCAGAGGUUAUUGCUAAAGGUGAAGCUCAAGGAAUGGUGAGCAAGUCGCUUGGAAUUGCUUUGGGCAUUGGAAUAUCGAGCAAAGUUGGAUCAUCCGGACCUUUGCUAGUACUAUCUUUUGGUACAGUGACAGCAGUGCAUGUUUUGUGCAACCUCAAGUCUUAUCAAGCCGUGCAGCUUCACACGUUGAAUCCUUACAGAACAGGCCUUAUCAUGGCAGAAUAUUUGACGACGCAGAGAAUUCCAUCCGUAAGAGACGUAAACUCCGUGGAGCCCAUUUUCACGGUCGCAGACUUUUUUUCCAGCAAGAAAGCACCGCUGUCUAUUUCGUGCGAAUCGAAAUGUGCCGCGGCUGACAUCGAGAAGAACUUAAAACUGGGAGUCAGUUUUGGCGAAGCAGUGGCUAGCAGAGGAGCUGCUCAAGCGUUGCUUGAUCUUUACAGUGGAGAGGAGUACCUCUUAACAUAUGACGACAGUCAUUGCUUUAAGGUCGUACUCAAGAAAUCGGCGUCGCCACAUGAUAUGUUGAGAGCCGUAGUACAAGCUUCAUACUUGAGACAUAUUCACAAUCAACAGAGCCUCUCUAAAGACGAGCUACUUAAACUUUCGUACCAGAGCAUGCAGCAAAGUUUCAACGAGCUGAUACAGGGGCUCCAAGCUGCCGGCUGGUCCACGAGCGGAUUGGUGGCAAGGCCUGGAUCAAACAGGCUUGGUUGAGGUACAUUGAAUCAGUUUUCCUGUGCUGCUGCACGUCUACGCCUUUGCUGCAGGCUUGGAUUUAGCGAAGUCGGAUUCAUGGUAAAUGUAUUAGAAUAUCCGCUUGCCUUUGUCAACAGCUUUUAUGUGUUCGGCCAGUUGCAAGGAAAAUACCUCUCAAGCAUCAAAAGGCCCUUUGGUUUAGCGGUACGGAGCUGAUGGUUUUUAUUGAUAGGCUUGCAAGGAGUCAUGGCGUUCGGGUUGGCUUUGCAGAGCAAGCGUGAUUUACCAACAAAAUCUAAUGGUGAGACGAUAUUCACCACUACAACAGCUAUUGUCGUUGUCAAGGCUCACAUCAACAAUGCUGGAAAAGCUGGAAGUCGUUGGGGAUUAUUAUCACUAUUUAGAUUGGAAUAAAGGGCCUCUUUUUGCACCGACAAUAAUUUGGAGCUUCAUAGCCCGACAAGCUCAAGAUAUCAAAUGUAAUUACUUCCUAUAGUUAGUGCUGACCAUUUUCUUUCACAGCUCGCAUUUCACAGCCUUGGACAAAAACUUCCUCAAGCCAAAGCCACGUUGACGAUGAGGACUUUGGUCUUUUUGACGCUGUGGAUCAGAAUGACUCUUCCGACAAUCACGCGGUAGAAAUCCAGAGAUCUCUCAUAUGACGAACAGAGAAUGAGGAUUGUCAUUCAGAGAACGGUAGAAGCACAAAAGCCAUAAAAGACACUGGACAAUUUAGAAGCUUUUAAAGAACGUGUAAUACCAAAUAACUUGUAACCAUUUCCUCUGUGAAGGGACGAAAAGUUUGAUGGAAA
Molecule: messenger RNA, 2690 nt
Organism: Selaginella moellendorffii
Lineage: Eukaryota; Viridiplantae; Streptophyta; Lycopodiopsida; Selaginellales; Selaginellaceae
Product: protein root UVB sensitive 1, chloroplastic
Exons: 9
Coding region: 16-1896 (626 amino acids)
Biological process (GO): response to UV-B; developmental process
Cellular component (GO): chloroplast envelope
Source: RefSeq, a predicted model, not a curated record